Molecule: messenger RNA, 852 nt
Organism: Ogataea angusta
Lineage: Eukaryota; Fungi; Ascomycota; Pichiomycetes; Pichiales; Pichiaceae
Exons: 1
Coding region: 1-852 (283 amino acids)
Biological process (GO): mitochondrial translation
Cellular component (GO): mitochondrial large ribosomal subunit; mitochondrial ribosome
Molecular function (GO): structural constituent of ribosome
Source: RefSeq, a predicted model, not a curated record
AUGUCCCGCCAUUUCCACACGACUGCGCUAGUAGCAGCCAGAAAGCGGAUCCCGCCUACCGUCAAGCUGAGACCGCCUAUUCUGCCGACCAUCAAUAACAUCACUGUAAAGGAAGAUCAUCCGCUGUGGCAGUUUUUCCACGACAAAAAGUUCGUCAGAGACCAGUCAGAAGUCGCCUUUACCGGCAGGGCCUGGUCUGUGCAGGAGCUCAGACGGAAGUCGUGGGAAGAUUUGCAUGGUCUCUGGCACGUCUGCUUGAAAGAGCGCAAUAAAUUGGAGAGAGAGAUCCACAUCUUCCGCCAGCAGGGAGACAACCCGGUGGGCGGCGAUUACCAGAAGUUAAACGAGGAAAUUCACAAGUCCAUGUGGAGAAUCAAGCAGGUGCUGACGGAGCGCGAUCAUGCGCUCAAAAACGCCCAGAAUGAGUUUAAAGUCAACGGAGACCAGUAUUUGCAGGAGUUCAGAGAAAAGUACCUUACGGCGGAAAAUGUCGAGACAGACGAAUGGUACGACAAGCUGGAAAGAUUGCAGCAGGCAAUUUUCGGCAUUCCCGAGCUUUUGGACGCGGAUUUCAAGGUUGAUCUCAGAUUUGUCGAAGGUGUCAAGUAUAUUGGUCAGCUCAAGUUCGACAGGUUUGCCGAGCAAAUCGGCCGCACAGAGCUGGCGCCCCUAAGAGAUGUGGCUGAGCUGUACACUCUGUUUGAAGAGAGCGCGAGCGCAGAAGGUGUGGCGGAAGCAUGUGCCAAGAUCGAGGAGUAUAGAGAGAACGACAUUGUGAUUCCUGCCUCCAAAGAGGUCCAAGUGGUCCAGGGCUUUGUGGAGGACAAGCUGGAGUCGCUUGAGGCUGAGUAG